GAUGUUAGAGCCUCUAUGUUUAUAGAAGGUGGUAAUUUAGGAUGCACACAGCUUGGUAGAAUAGAAUAUGCUAAUAAAGGUGGACAUAUUAACGCAGAUUUUGUUGAUAAUUCAGCUGGCGUUAUAUGUUCUGACUUAGAAGUAAAUAUCAAAAUUGCACUUGUUUCAGUUAUAAAAGAAAAAGGUAUUCCUUUAGAAGGAAGAAAUGAUAUGUUGAGUAGUAUGGUAGAUGAAGUUGCGUUUAAAGUUUUGAACGACCAUAAUAAAAUUGAGACAAAGGCAUUACUUCUUGAGGUAAUGCAGGCAAAAGACCACUUAGAACAACAUCACAGACUGCUUAUCAGUCUUGAAAAAUCUGGGCUUUUAAAUAGAAGUAUAGAAUUUCUUCCAACUGACGAAGAGAUGGCUAAAAUGUUAUUAGGGUUGGAUCCUCCUCAACUUUCUGUAUUAAUGUCUUAUGCUAGAACAAAUAUAAAAAAUGAAAUUAUAAAUUCUAACCUUCCUGAAAAGGACUUUCUCUCUCACAACUAUCUAUUAAAUUAUUUUCCCAAGAGAAUAGUAAGUGAAUUCAAGGAAUAUAUCUUUAAGCACCAACUUCGUAGAGAAAUUAUUUCUACCUGUAUUGCUAAUGAUGUUGUAAAUAGGAUGGGGUGUAUAUUCAUUAAUAACUUAGUUGAAAAUACUGGCAUCAAAGUGCAUGAAGCAACUAGUAUAUAUGUUGUAGUAAGCUACCUGUAUAAUUUAGACGCAUUUUGGAAAGAAGUUGACAAACUAGAUGGAGUUGUGGAAGUUGAUACGUAUUUAGCAGUAGUAAGAAAUAUACAAAAAUUUGUAGGUAGAGUUUCAUUUUGGUUGGUAAAAAAUUUUGGCAAGUUUGGUUUUGCUGAGUUAACAGAAAUUAUGAAAUUUCGUGAUACUAUUAAAACUUUAGAUAAAAAUCUAGUUGAUAUUUUAGAUGAGCGUUUAUUGAAGGUUUAUAAUCAUGAUUUAUUAAAACUUAAUAUAAGUAAAAGUUUAGCAAAAAGAGUUGCCAAUUUAAGUGUUCUUACUUACACACUGGACAUUAUAUUGAUUUCUGAAAAGACAUCUUUACCCGUGCUUGAUGUGGGCAAAAUAUACUUUGAAUUAAAAUUGCUACUUAAAUUCGACCUUAUUAUGGAAGCUGCUUUGCAGGUAAAAAGCCACUCUUCAUAUUGGGACCGUAGCGUGAUUAGCGAUGCAUUAGAUGAUUUAAGUGACUAUCAUUACAAUCUCACCAUCAAAGUUAUAAUAUCCUCUCAUAAAGUUAAUCCAGUAAAGGUCUGGAUUAACCAUCAAAAAAGACACAUAGAACAUCAUAAUAGUCUUUUAAAUGAGAUGAUUACUUCUAAACUUGAUUUAAGUAGAUUGAUAUUUAUAAUUAGGAGGGUGAAGUCUUUACUUUAUAAGGAAAAUGUUUAG
This is a messenger RNA of Cinara cedri, 1440 nucleotides long. The record is from the annotation of a GenBank genome assembly. Lineage: Eukaryota; Metazoa; Arthropoda; Insecta; Hemiptera; Aphididae.